Molecule: messenger RNA, 3912 nt
Organism: Salvelinus fontinalis (brook trout)
Lineage: Eukaryota; Metazoa; Chordata; Actinopteri; Salmoniformes; Salmonidae
Product: axoneme-associated protein mst101(2)-like
Exons: 11
Coding region: 135-2135 (666 amino acids)
Molecular function (GO): protein binding
Source: RefSeq, a predicted model, not a curated record
GACACUCAUGGGCCAAAGUUGAAAGUUUACCAUGCCCGAUGUGAAGAAUGAAAGCAUGCACACCGAUGUUGCCGAGUUUAUUAAAUUAGUUAAAAUGUAACGUUAUCUUGUUGUGUUUGUGUUAACGUCUGAAUAUGUAUUUAAGGAAGGAGCAUGCUUCAAAUCAAAAAUUGAACCAUUUGAUCUACCAGUAUUUAAAAGAGAACGGCUUCCAGAAAGCUGCAGAAGAACUCAAGAAGCAUGUGAAGAAGGGUGGAGAACCAGAAGCCUUGUCAACAUCACUACUGGAGAUCUACAAUAAAUGGUUCGGAGAUACUUCCAAGAGCUCAAAAAAGGGAACAGAACCGGAUUCUUCCAAGUUCAAAAAGAACUGUCAAGCAGACCCUGAAAGCAGCACAGAGAGCUGGAGUUCAGCAGAGGAAGAAACAAAACCUGUUAAAGGCUCCCAGAUCCCAAAGCAUCAGAGCCUAGCUACUGCCAGACCAGCUAAGGGCAAGGCUCUAGUGCAGAGCACCUCUGGAGGAAAGGCCACAAUGGGGGAGAGCUCUGGGUCUGACAGCUCAGAGGUCUCUGAAGACUCAGAGAGUGAGGAGACACCACCACAGAAAAUCCCUGUGACACCCAAAGCCAAUCAUGUUCCAGCUGCAAAGGUCAAGGCCAGGUCAGCGGUCACUCCAUUGACCCUGAACAAGAAACCAGCAGAGAGCUCAGACAGUGACAGCAGCUCGGGGAGUGAAGAUGAGAGCCAGAGUCUGCUUCCACAGACAACAGCUGCCACAACUAAAGCUACACCAGUGAAGCAACCAAAACCAAGUUCAACAGCCAAGACAAAAGCCACUCCUGCUACCCCAGCUAAACCAGUGGUUGCUGCUACUCCAAGCAAGGCACCAUCUACUGCCCCAGCCACACCAAAACGAAAGAAGGUGACCACAAAAGACAAGACAGCAACAGCAACAAAGAAAGCGCAGGCCUCAGCUUCAUCAGCCAAGAGGAAGAGAUGUGAAGAGAAACCAGGGGACAUGCCCGCUAAGGACAAGAGGAAGAAGCCCUCCCCUCCACAGGCGGAGACUGUCAUGAUCGCCAUGCCUCAGACCCCUCCUGUUCCUCCUACUGGGGGAGACGAGUCUGACUCAGACUCUGACACCGAACUGGAUGUGGAGAAGUGGAAGAAACUGGCACGGGAACUGUCAGACACUGAUAUUGCCAAAAUAGACGCCAUCACUGCACUGAAUGCUCCACCUGCUCCCACCUCACCUGCCUCAGCAGCAAAGAAAACAAGAGCACCGAGGAAGCCCAGGGCUAAAUCUGCAACGAAAACACCAAAACCCAAGGCUGACGCUGCAGUGAAAAAGGCUGGUCAUGCUAAAAAGUUCAAAGCUACAACUGAAAAAAAAGCCAUGGCUGAGGAGAAUGGGAAGACCAAGACACCAGCAAAAGACAGUAAAGCCAAGUCUAGUCAAGUGAAGAAGUCAGCACCUCCCUCCCCAUCCCCUGAACGCCAAGCAGAGGAGAUCAACAAUAAUACAGCUGACCUAAUAGCUGUAGCAGACAAACAGCCACCCUCCAUGCUCUCUACCACAACACUUAAUGGAAAACAGACAGCCAAGAAAGGAAAGAGGAAAAAUGGGAACAUUAGUAAGGCUAAAGCAGAUAAGAAUCUACCAGAACCCAAGAAGAAGAAAAAGAAAAAGGAGAUUGUAGAGGAGAAGACGGAACCAGAGAAGAAGAAAAAGGAGAAGACGGCUAAGGAGAAUGGGGCAGAAAAAGAGAAGGAAAGAAAGAAGAAAAAGGAGAAGAUGAGCAGGGACAAUGAGACUGAGAAGAAACAGGAGAAGAUGAGCAGGGACAAUGAGACUGAGAAGAAACAGGAGAAGAUGAGCAGGGACAAUGAGGCUGAGAAGAAACGGGGAAAAGACAAGAACAAGACUAAAGGGAAUGGCGUUAAAACUGACCCACUACCUCCAUCCACCACAGGAACGCCUGAUCCUCCAACAGAGAAGAAGAAAAAGAAGAAAAAGCUGAAACUCUCAGUGGAGAUUGCAGUGCCUGAGACUCCGGUCACCCCUGUACAGGCAUCCACAAAGACCCCUCCUAGAAAGAAAAAAAAAUCAUCUAAGAGUAAGUCAGGCCUUUAGAGAUGAAGGUCACCUACAAUGGGGCUGUGUCAAGUGUGGACCUGGACCCAGGAUUCUACCUAAAUGGUAGUAGAGCAAUAAUGGUAAAGACUGUCUGUCCACACAAUGGUCUCCCUAGACCAAAUCAACUGGGCCCAGUUUUUCAAAAGUUAUCUAUCUGGAUUUCGCCUAUCGGAGAGGUUAAAAUGCAUAGAAAUAAAAUGAAUAGAACAGAAGUCCCCAUUCAAGUCAAUGUUUUGUCUGUACUAUUCAUUCUAUUUCUAUGCAUUUAAUUGUAUCCGAUAGGCGAAAUCCAGAUAGAUAACUUUAGAAAAACCGGACCCUGGGGACUUGUUAUAUUUUUUUUAUAACAUUGUAUACUGUAUUAAAUGCAUUUUAUUGAAGUUAAAACAUUGUUUUUAUUAGUUUAUCCCCCCAAAAAAUGAUUGUACAGUUUGCUGUUUUGCAUACUAUGUGAUGUGCUGCAGCUAUCUAUGUUACCGUACAUUUUAAUUAUGACGUUUCCUUGCAUGUUUGUGUGAUAGUGAAAAACAGAACGUUUUAAGGAAAUGUCAAGUUUACUAUAGCAUUAGCCCUAACUUCCUUUAGCGCCUAUUGAUGAUAGUAUCUUCUGACCGGGGGAGUUUUGUUAAGAGCCCCGACGCUCUUUCUGAACGUGAACAUGCAUUGCUUGCGGUACGAAUUUUGAAACAUAAGGAACGUACACUACCGUUCAAAAGUUUUGGGUCACUUAGAAAUGUCCUUGUUUUUGAAGGAAAAGCAAAUUUUUUUGUGUAGAAACUGCAAUUUUUUUUAUGGAAUAUCUACAUAGGCGUACAGAGGCCCAUUAUCAGCAACCAUCACUCCUGUGUUCCAAUGGCAUGUUGUGUUAGCUAAUUCAAGUUUAUCACUUUAAAAGGCUAAUUGAUCAUUAGAAAACCCUUUUACAAUUAUGAUAGCACAGCUGAAAACUGUUGUUCUGAUUAAAGAAGCAAUAAAACAUUAUUUUAUUGUGUUCAAAAACAAGGACAUUUCUAAGUGACCCCAAACUCUUGAACAGUAGCGUAUAUAUUCAUAUCAGUGAGAAGAAAAUAUACUAAAAACCUUUAUAGGGUUAAGGUUCCCACACAGCCAUUUCUCCAUGUUACAGUGCUUGUUUACGGAAAACAGACGGAAGACAGAGCAGACUGCCUGUACUAAUUAGCUAUCUGCGUCUCCGAACACCUGUGUGUAAACGGAAGGCAGACGCCACAAACGUGUUGUCACUGAAAAAUACUGUCGGCUGUGUUAAUACCGGUUACAACAGUGUACAGUAAGUGUGUAUUUUCCAUUCGUGAAAUUAUUUUGAUAUGAUAUGAAAGUAGAGGGAUUUAUGUUUCUACAACCGUACCGCAAUUGAGAAUCGAUUUCCGUUUAGAUGCUGUUUUGGCUGCCAGAGCCAAUUUGCCCUUUAAACAGAACACGUAAGGUCCUUGAACUAUAAGGAGUAACGUUAGGCUACUUUGGUCCAUUAUUGGGCUAGGACAGCAUCUGCUGCUGUAUGUCUUACGUGGUGAAUACAUAUAGCUGAUCCUAAAGAUCAAAUUAACCUCAAAAUACCAAUGAAACCAAGGGGCCCUUGUUUUACCCUUACACCCUAGUGAUGAAUGCAUAACUUAAAUGGUAAGAGAAUCAUGAGAUUGAAAAAUAUUUUAAAGAUAUUAGGACUAAGAACAUUUUUCGAAAAGUUUCAUGGUCAGUAAGUAUGUUACUUUUCUACUGUAUUUUUUAAUGGAAUUAAAAGUCAUAUUUUUCUACA